GUCGACUUCGACGGCGGUGCCGAUGAUACGGGGUGAUGCUCUUAGUGGACGUACAUCUCGUACCCAAGGGCUGACACCUCACAUCGCUCUGGCACCACCAUCACCAGCGUGAGCCAGAUUAUUUUGUCAACUGAUUUUUUUAUCACCCGUCAGCUCACAGCCGACAAAAUUUACUCUCGAAAUUUAUUUACUUUUUGAACUACAUCGAGUUUGCAUUGCAAUUUUUAGUGAACUAAUUAGUGCUAUCGAAAUUUAAAAAAAAAAAAAAAAAAAAAGAAACUGUGGAGUGAAAAAAUUAAUUUUUUGACUGAAUAAUUUUUUCACUCAAUUUUGUAAUUAUUAUUUUAUUGUUACAAACUUUGUUGUUAUUAUUGUUGGCUCAUUACUUUUUUAAGACUUGAAGAAUAAAAAAAAAAAAAAAAAUAUUUCGUAGUCGCGAACGCGCGCCGAGUUUAGUGUAUUGAUCGAGCGCCAUAUUAGUCGCGGAGUUUUCUCCUUCGAGGGUGCGUGGCGACGAACUUGGUUUCAUUGGUGUAGUCGCUUAUUGGCCAGUGGCUGUUAAGACGACGGACGUAAAAACACAAAAACAGUAGUCUAGAUAAUUUAAAAAAGUAAAAACUCUAGAAUAAGUUUUGUCUUCGCGGUAAUUAGUAGUAGUAAUUAUAAUUAGAGUGAUAAAAUAGUGAAAAAAAAAGUAAGUGAAGGCAUCAGGCUGGGAGGUCGUUUGAGUGAAGUUGUGGGUCCCGUCGUGGAGGAGGCCAUUGAGCCAGGGGAUGCGACCCCGCUGACGGGACCCGUUAGGGAGGUCUCAAUACCUCGAGCACCUCCGCCACCCCCGCGAAUCACGACCCCGAGUCCUCCGCGACCUCCACCUCCGCCGCCACCGCCUCAGCAAACUCAAGCCAAAGUCCAAAUCCAGAGCCAGCCCCAGCAGCAGCAGUUGCACCAACUUCAGGUCCAUCUGCAUCCGAACCCAACGGAGACCCACCAGACGGUGAUCAGCCAGACGACAACGGGACUGACGCUGACUAAAAGCCACAGUUCGGUUCAAAUAAACCACCAGCCCCAGCUUCUACAUCAGAACAGCGAGCCGACGAGCAACAUCGUCACCAUGGGCACUGUCCUGUCCUUCAGCCCCAAGGAGAGACGGAACUCAUCCGUCUAUCCGCCGAUUGGGAGCCAGCAUCCCAAUGAUUUCACUCUCAACAAUUUUAAUUACGAGCAGCUCAAUAACGCGAAAAAUAGGGAAAAUAAAAAUGUUGCUGCGGUCGCACCAGCGCCUGCUAAUACGAACAACAAUCCGCAGACGAAUAACAACUCGCUGCAAAAUAAUAACAUUAAUUUGAAUAAUGACAGCGCGAGAAUCAUUUCGGAAAAAAAUGCGCUGGAGAAAAAUCUCAAGAAACACUCGCUGUUUAUCAACGCGCUCUCCUGGAAGCGGUUUAGCACCACCAAUAACAACAAGAAGAAGCUCGAUAACAACAAAAAUAAAAAUAUUACUUUCAGGCAGCCGCUUGAUAACAUUCCUAUUGUUGACAAGAACAAAAAUAUCCAGACGCCGCAGACAAAAGCCCCGGCGUCAAACAACAAUCACACGACGCACAAUUUAAAAUGUGAAAAAAUAUCAGAAAGGCCACAGCCGGCAGGACCAAGGAAAACAGUAAUCCAGGCAUCGACAUCCGAAUUACUGAGGUGCCUUGGAGUUUACUUGCAUGGAAAAUGCACAAGGCUCAGAGAUUUUCAAGCUGGGGAUGCAGUCAUGUGGCUGAGAACCGUAGACAGGAGUUUGCUACUUCAAGGCUGGCAGGAUGUUGCGUUCAUCAAUCCAGCAAAUGUGGUCUUUGUCUACAUGCUGGUACGCGAACUGGUGGACGGGGACGAGGCUUCGGAACGUGAGUUACAAGCCACGGUAUUGACGUGUUUGUAUUUGAGCUACAGCUAUAUGGGAAAUGAAAUAAGCUACCCGUUGAAACCGUUUUUGGUGGAAGACAGCAAAGACAAAUUCUGGGAUCGGUGUCUGCUGAUUGUUAACCGACUGAGCUCCAAAAUGCUGCGCAUCAACAGCGAGCCCGGAUUCUUCACGGAGAUUUUCACCGAGCUCAAGGUAUAUGACACCCCCUGGAGGCGUCCGUCACUGAACAUGGGUCUAUAAAAUCAAACCGGCUUGCUUGCGGAAUCGGGGAACGCGGGAGUCUUACUGGAAGUGGUCUCGAGCGAAGUCUCGUCGUCUCCGGAGUCGCAGUUCCAACCAAGGCAGCUUGACAAAGCUACAGAGAAUUCUUGGACCGCAUCACCAGAAACGAAUGGG
Microplitis mediator is the source of this 2308-nucleotide messenger RNA. It is a transcript of the gene Cdk5alpha, whose product is annotated as cyclin-dependent kinase 5 activator 1. The coding region runs from base 1112 to 2152 and encodes 346 amino acids. Gene Ontology annotation, molecular function: cyclin-dependent protein serine/threonine kinase activator activity; protein kinase binding. The record is from RefSeq and is a predicted model, not a curated record. The transcript has 4 exons. Gene Ontology annotation, cellular component: cytoplasm; protein kinase 5 complex. Gene Ontology annotation, biological process: activation of protein kinase activity; positive regulation of cyclin-dependent protein serine/threonine kinase activity. Lineage: Eukaryota; Metazoa; Arthropoda; Insecta; Hymenoptera; Braconidae.